This is a messenger RNA of Kockovaella imperatae, 216 nucleotides long. RefSeq lists its product as hypothetical. The record is from RefSeq and is a predicted model, not a curated record. The transcript has a single exon. Bases 1 to 216 code for a protein of 71 amino acids. Gene Ontology annotation, cellular component: mitochondrial intermembrane space. Lineage: Eukaryota; Fungi; Basidiomycota; Tremellomycetes; Tremellales; Cuniculitremaceae.
AUGGAACCCACUCAAGCCUGUGCCAUCCAGACGUGCUUGUCCAAGAACAACUACAACGAGUCAAAAUGCGCAUCAUACGUCGAAGCACUGUACAGAUGCUGUGAUACAAUGUAUAAGAAAGCAGAGAAGGAGGGCAAAUCGGCCGAUGAAGCAAAGAGUACAGCUUGUCCCAUGAGAGAGGUCGUCAGUCGGCGGAUGAAGAGUAUAACGAAGUAA